Messenger RNA from Striga asiatica, 1370 nucleotides. The record is from the annotation of a GenBank genome assembly. NCBI's taxonomy places the organism in Eukaryota, Viridiplantae, Streptophyta, Magnoliopsida, Lamiales, Orobanchaceae.
GCCCCUUCAACCAGCUGUUUGAGUCAGUUGGCUCCACCUUCAUCCAUCCAUCCAUAUUAUUGCUUACUCAGUUUUAAAAAAUGUAAAUUCAUCCCCCGAAUGACAUCUGCCUCAAGCUCUUCAUCCAUGGCGUCAUUACUUACGCCCGCAUAUCUAAUACCCUUUUGCUUUAUCCCCCAAACGCCACCGCCACAUCUCUAUAAAUACAGUCCUUAUCCGACAGUGAAGAACAUUCAACGCAGUAGGGAAAAAAAAAAAUUAAAUGGCUGCGAUAGUGCCGAGGAUGAAGCUGUGCUCGCAGGGUCUUGAGGUUUCUAAGCAAGGGCUGGGCUGCAUGAGCAUGUCUGCUUUUUACGGCCAGCCGAAGCCCGAGCCGGGCAUGAUUCAGCUAAUCCACCACGCCAUCAACUCCGGCGUCACAUUCCUGGACACCUCCGAUGCCUACGGACCCUACACCAAUGAAAUCCUCAUCGGCAAGGCUGUAAAAGGGAUAACGAGAGCUAAAGUGCAAAUAGCUACAAAGUUUGCAGUAUCUACUAAGGAUGGGAAGAUAGACAUAAGAGGCGACCCAGCAUUUGUGAGGGCAUCAUGUGAGGCAAGCUUGAAGCGUCUCGACAUUGAUUGCAUUGAUCUCUAUUAUGUUCACCGUAUUGACACUCGCGUGCCUAUAGAGGUCACGGUGCAAAAUUUGAUACAAAAUUUGGGGGAGGGCGACUUCCGUAAGAACUUCCCAAGGUUCAAGCCAGAGAAUGUUGAAAGCAACAAGGUGAUAUUCGAAAGGGUAAGCGAAAUGGCUAAAAGAAAAGGGUGCACCUCAUCUCAGCUGGCACUCGCUUGGGUUCAUCACAAAGGAGAUGACGUGUGCCCAAUACCUGGGACUACUAAAGUGGAUAACUUUAACCAGAAUAUUGGAGCUCUUUCUGUGAAAUUAAGUCCCCAAGAGAUGACUGAACUCGAGUCCUAUGCUUCAGCGGAGGUCGUAAAAGGAGACAGGCAUGCUUUCAUGGCAACAACUUGGAUCAAUUCAGAGACUCCUCUGUUAUCCUCUUGGAAACCUCUCUGAGAUUUUUCUACUUAAUUUCUAGUAUUCAUGCAUAGGUGUCUACUAGUUGUUAGUUCCAAGUUUUGAGGACUUGUUAAAUUUUUAAUUUUCUUUAAAUAAUGAAGUUAUUUUGAAUAAAGUAGAUUGAAUGCAUGAUUUUGAGUUUGAAAAUAAAUAAUAUUUAAAAUAUAAUGAUUAAAAUUGAUGUGAUAUAAAAGAAAGAAAUAGAUUUUAUUAGAAAUAACAUAUUGUUAAAUUAUGUGAGUAGGUGAAUAAUGAAUUAAAAUUAAUAUGAUAUGUGAGAAUGAUUGAUUGAUAUUAUUUAAUU